AUGGUAGCAAGAGCUGGUUGGGCUGGUAUGAGAAAUAUAAGAGAAAGUACACUUAUAUGCAAGAAUAAUGAAUUAGAAAAGAAAUUAAUAUUCAUGUAUCUCUAUUACAUAUGUACGUCUAUUAAAUAAAUAAAAAAUAUUAUUGUUCACAUCACUGAUAUUCAUGUAAUCAGAAAGGUAACAGAAAUUUUAAGAUCUAAAAUGGAUGAUUCCUUAAGCACGAUACACGUGGAAAGAGAUAGAGGUAUAAAUAAUUUAAUUUUAAGUGCUAUAUUAUUACGAAUAGCGACGGCUAAACUUGAAUAA
Molecule: messenger RNA, 306 nt
Organism: Heterotrigona itama
Lineage: Eukaryota; Metazoa; Arthropoda; Insecta; Hymenoptera; Apidae
Source: the annotation of a GenBank genome assembly